AUGGCAGCACAUAAUAGAGAUAAUGUAACACCAUCAAGCGUAGUAGAUGAUAGUGAACAGUCAACAAUUGACACAGAUUUCAACAUUGACGAAUCAUCAGUUAUUCAAUCUUCACCAUCGCAUUUUCAAAAUCAAACUAUUCAGGCAAUUAUUUAUAUUUCAGGUUGGUAUUUUUUUUCGCUUUCAAUUUCGAUAUAUAAUAAAUGGAUGUUUGGUAAAGGUCUAGACUUUAAGUUUCCCAUAUUAAUCACUAGUUUUCAUCAAUUUUGUCUUAGUUUAUUAAGUUUAUUAUUAUUAUAUAAAAAUCAUCAAUUGAGGCCGAGUCAUUUAUACCAAGGAAAGAAUAUAAGUAAAUUCUUUUCUAGUUUCUAUCUUAUUGAUUAUAAAGUGUAUAUCAGUCAAAUAUUACCGUGUUCGGUAACUUCAGCUGGUGAUAUUUCAUUAAGUAACAUUUCAAUAUCAAUGAUUUCAUUAAGUUUAUACACUAUGCUCAAGACUUCAAGUUUAAUAUUUGUGUUGAUUUUUGGUUUGUUUUUUAAAUUGGAGAAAUUCAAUUGGAGACUAAUUAUAAUUGUGUUGAUAAUGACGGUUUCUGUGGUUAUGAUGACUGAUAAACCAAACAAUAGUUCAAAUUCAGAUGAUUAUUCGAUAACGGGAAUUACAUUGGUCUUCUUAGCUUCUAUGUUAUCGGGUUUACGAUGGUCAUUUACUCAAAUAUUAUUAAAAUCAAAUCAAUAUACUUCAAAUUCAAUACUGACUAUAUUUUAUAUUUCACCUUUCAUGUGUGUGUUUUUAUUUACACUUGGAUUGAUAUUUGAAGGUUGGAAUAAUUUUAUAUCACAUUCAAUAUGGGAAGAAAAAGGGAUAUUUAAUACUGUUGUGUUGUUAAUCAUACCUGGAAUUCUUGCUUUUAUGAUGACGUUAUGUGAGUUUAAACUACUUACUGUUUCUAAAGUUAUUACUUUAUCUAUUGCUGGUAUUUUUAAAGAAUUAUUAACUAUCAUUUUAAGUUCAUUUAUUUUUGGUGAUCAUUUAAGUUUUAUUAAUAUUAUUGGUUUGACUAUAACGUUCGUAGAUAUUUUAUGGUAUAAUUAUUAUAGAUUUCAACAAUCACUGGAUUAUAUAAAGUUAAAAAAUAUUAGAGAUAAUGUUUAA
Molecule: messenger RNA, 1155 nt
Organism: Insectozyma verbasci
Lineage: Eukaryota; Fungi; Ascomycota; Pichiomycetes; Serinales; Debaryomycetaceae
Source: the annotation of a GenBank genome assembly